AUGGCCUCUCAAGAUCCUCAAGGACAAAUAAACAAAAUCUUUCAGGAUUAUCUCCCGGGUUCUCCAGACCUUCCUAGCCAAAAUAAACCUGUUGAACCUACAAAAGCCUGGAAGCAUGCAUCGCCUCCUCACAGCUUGCCUCCUGGUCUGGAAUACCUGAGCCAGCUGGACCAGAUAAUCAUUCACCAGCAGGUGGAGCUUCUUGAAGUCAUACUUGGUACGGAGACCUGCAGCAAAUAUGAGAUAAAAAACCAUUUGGGACAAAGAGUUUACUUUGCAAUGGAAGAAAAUGGUUGCUUUGAUCGUAACUUCUGUUCACCUAUACGGUCUUUCACCAUAAGGAUUACUGAUAACACCGGUCGAGAGGUGAUCACAGUGAAUAGACCCUUGAGAUGUAACAGCUGCUGGUUCCCUUGCUACAUGCAAGAGUUAGAAGUUCAGUCCCCUCCUGGUACAAUAGUCGGCUAUGUUGUCCAGAACUGGGACCCUCUGCUGCCUAAAUUCACUAUACUGAAUGAGAGCAAAGAAGAUGUAUUGAAAAUAAUUGGCCCCUAUGCAACAAGCAGCUGUUUUGGAGAUGUAGACUUUGAGGUAAAAACUCUUAAUGAAAUGUCAACAAUUGGCAAGAUUUCCAAAUAUUGGUCUGGGUUUGUAAACAAUGUCUUUACCAAUGCUGCUAACUUUGGGAUCCAGGUUCCUGUAGAUCUUGACGUGAAAAUCAAGGCUAUAAUGAUUGGAGCUUGUUUCCUCAUAGUAAGUACACAAAACCAGAGGGAAAAGCCAUCCCAAGCUAGGUAA
Messenger RNA from Emys orbicularis (European pond turtle), 798 nucleotides. RefSeq names its product phospholipid scramblase family member 5 (gene PLSCR5). Gene Ontology annotation, molecular function: phospholipid scramblase activity. Lineage: Eukaryota; Metazoa; Chordata; Testudines; Emydidae. The transcript is spliced from 6 exons. The coding region runs from base 1 to 798 and encodes 265 amino acids. The record is from RefSeq and is a predicted model, not a curated record. Gene Ontology annotation, cellular component: plasma membrane. Gene Ontology annotation, biological process: plasma membrane phospholipid scrambling.